Messenger RNA from Pogona vitticeps (central bearded dragon), 2929 nucleotides. RefSeq names its product C-type lectin domain containing 14A (gene CLEC14A). NCBI's taxonomy places the organism in Eukaryota, Metazoa, Chordata, Lepidosauria, Squamata, Agamidae. The record is from RefSeq and is a predicted model, not a curated record. Gene Ontology annotation, cellular component: extracellular matrix; external side of plasma membrane. Gene Ontology annotation, biological process: cell migration. Gene Ontology annotation, molecular function: extracellular matrix binding; extracellular matrix protein binding.
GAGGAAAAGGAGUUGCCUCGACGCCACCUUCCUUCAAUCCAAUGCCCUGUGAAUGUCUGUAACCGCCGCGCCCCCCAUUGUGGAGCAGGCAGUCAACAUGAGGAGACUAAUUCUCGCGUCCCUCGUCCUCUUGUGGCCUCUCACCGCACCAGGAGGCUCCGCUGCGGAGCCCCACCUCGGUCACCGCACUUGGUGCGACGGUUCCGCGGCCUGUUACAGCGUCCACCUGGGCAAGUUCACCUUCCAGAGGGCCAAGAACGCCUGCGCCGAAUAUGGGGGCGGACUGAGCACAGCGAGCGGCAGAACCGAAAUACAGGCCCUCCUGGCUCUGCUAAGGGGAAUCGCCAGCGGGUCAGGCGCCCGCUUGUUUUGGCUGAGCCUGCUCAGGAAAGCCCCGCAGUGCACGCGGGAGGAUUUGCCACUCCGGGGUUUCUCCUGGGCCGCCGCCGCCGGGUCUCUGGAGAGCCCAGCGAACGACACCUCGGAGACACCCCCCUGGGUGACGGAGCCGGUCAAGUCGUGCACCAAGCAGAGAUGCGCGGGUCUUUCGGUGACUUUGGGGCAGCCGCUCCCGGGGUCUUGGGGCCUCAGGGAGCAAGCGUGCACGAGCGCCAGCUCCGGGGGCUACAUCUGUAAGUACCGCUCCGAGGACGCCUGCCCCGCGCGCCACCCGCCCUCCGGCGCGCACCGCCUGCGCUACACACUCCCUCACCGCCUCCAAAGCCCGGCCGCCGAGUUUCGCCCGCCGGGUACGGUGCUCACCCUGCGGUGUUCGCCCGGGCAGGAGGCGCGCUUCGUCUGCCGCCUGUCACCCGACGGCUACCACUGGGAAGGCGCAGGCCACGGCCUUUGCUCCUGCCCCAGCGGCUUGUGGAGCCCAACGGAGGGAGCCUGCGUGGCGCUUGGGGACUGCCUGAGUGCCCAAGACGCCUUUCUUUGCCUGUGCGCCCGGGGCUCCCGCUUGGAGGCGACCGAGGCGGCCUGCGUUGGCGUCGGACGGACGGAAGACGCCGGAACCGCAAGGACGGGCCUGUCUACUCCGGCCACGACCGGAGCUUUCGGUCCCAACAGUACCAGCCCGCCGAGCCAGAACACCUCCUUGGAGCCCUUUCCUCCUGCAGCCGGCAACGGCACCGACGCGGGCGCAGAGGAAGCGUGGCCUUUGCCCGCUUCUUCCAACUAUGUCUUCAUCCUCGUCACGGUGGCCGUCGUGUUGCUCGUGAUUCUGAUCAUGGCCGCGCUCCAGGUCUUCCAGGCCUGCUUCAGGGUGUGCUGUGCCUCCAAGCGAUCGCAAGCCAAGAAAGAUAGCGCCCCAGCCACUGCCGCUGAAGAAGACCUGGACGUCUCGGCCACCCGCACCCACUCGGAACACUCCUUGGGGCCGAGUAAGGCAGAGUCAAGAGAAGCUUCUCCGGAUGAUGGCAUGCCAGGAGAUGGCCCAGGGGAUUUCGGACAGCCGUAAAGAGACGGGUUUUUCCUCUAGAGACAAUGAAGGAUUAGCCAUUCAGAGACACCCCCUCCCCAUGUCUCCUUUGUAGGAUAAAGAAACAAACACGUUCUUUGAUUACUGAUAUGUAACUGGAAGUUUCAGCUUUGUUUGAAGAUGUUUUUUCUAAUUGGGAACAUGUGGGUUCCUGCUUUGUGGGCCCUGGACAACAUCUCUUAGAAGGACUCCCAGGCACACUCAUGAGACCUAACUGCUAACUUGUCCAGAGGAGGAAAGUCCAUGAGAGUCACCAGAGUAAACUACCCAGAGAUGGUUCUUACAGCACUUUUGACAUUUGUCCCUUGGGGCAAGUAAGCCUUUGUGGUUGGAGAGGCAAUUGCAUGGAGCAGCCCUAAACUCCAUUCGCCUGUUCUCUUUCUUUGACAUAGCCCUUGAGCUCAUUCUCUCUGGAGGGUGCUUCAGUUUGGCUCUCAGCCACUCACAAGGAAAGAGCAACUGGGUGUAGCCUCUAUCCCUUCCACUCACUCAUUGAUUUGCGCUCUCUCCUCUUUGGAAGCUGCACUGGCGGACUGAGUUUCUCACUUCUCCAGAGUCCCAGGAAAAGGAGAGCUGAGCUAGUGAGUUUGUUGGGCUUACAAGGAAUUGCUGCUUCAUCUUGUUUAUCUGCUGUCUCACAUUCUAGUUAGGUGGAGGUAUCUAGUUGGCCAGUCUUAAUGGCUGUGUUUUCCAGAGGGAGAAUGCACCCUGCACUUGUUCCUUGCUGCUGUGUACAGUACAGGGUGUCACCUUUUAUCACUUAGCUUUCUUAUUUUUGAUCCCAAGAUUGGUCUGGCAGUUCUCAGUUAAAAGUGUGAGGGAAAAGUAUUGAUCAGAAAUUCACAGUCUUGAAUGAUGCUAGUUGAUUGGAUCUCAUUCAGAUUUUAAAAUUCAAGGUAACAUGGAUAGUGGUAAUAGCAUAGUUCUAUGGUUGGCUUGAUUGGAAGGAAAUCUUAUUUAGUGCAAGUGGUGCUUAUUCCUAGGAAAGUGUAUAGAAUUCCCAUCUGGGAGAACUAACAGCAGAAGAAUGGGCCAGUACACGAUAGAAAAAAAAGUGGGAAUUCCAGAAACAUGCAGAAAGUGGGACACUGGUUAAAUAGCUCUCAUUGGCCAUGGCUAACUUCUACCUGCCCAUUGCUUUUAAUUACUCUGACUUGCAUUUGCAAAGAUUUAACUGAGAAGUUAUUCUAAUCAGAUUGUUUUCCAUUAUAUUAUUCUUUGCACUCACUAAGGCUUUCUUUGGAAGCUCUUCUUUGCCUCUACAAAAUGAAAUGUGCCAAGGAGAGGGCUGUCUUGGUGGCACCCAGCUUUUUAAAGAGUGGUCUUUCUAGGGCCUUAUACUGUGGUCUUUUCAGAACCAAGCUAAUACCUUUUUUUGUUAGCUCUUAAUAAAUGUUUUAUUCUUGAUUUGAUGGAUCUGAUGUUACUUUAAUAUUCUCCUUUUAU